GCCAUAACAACGGCGGGGCCGCCGGCGCCAGGCUCGGCCUCGACUUUGGGGGUUAUUCCUCAACUACUCCCGUUCCUCCCAUCCCCCUGGGGUCGUGCCCACCCCGUGCUGGGGCCCCUGGGACAGCCCGGGACGCGCAACGCGGCCACUGCUCCUCAAGCUGGGAAUAAACAUCCCCCGCUCGGCUGCGCUGCCGUGGGUGUUGGGGAUGGGAGCGCGGAGAGGGCUUUAACCCCUGAGCGCCUGUUGUUUCUCCGCCCGCAGCCCCAGAGCCGCUGCCAGAACCGCAGGUUCCUCCCGCAGACAGCACCGACGUGUUCGUGCCUUACAUGAGAAGUGCCCGACCCCGGCCCCAAACAGGAAUGGUCACGGACCGGCACCUCGGCCCUGCCACCGCGCUGCUGUGAGUCUGAAGAGUGGUGGUAACUCCACAGGAAAGUUAAAUGUCUUCAGAGGACAAGGAAGCUCAGGAGGAUGAGCUGCUGGCUCUGGCCAGCAUCUAUGAUGAAGAUGAGUUUAAGAGAGCUGAGUCCGCCCAAGGAGGAGAAACAAGAAUUUGUCUGGACUUGCCUCAAGACUUCAAAAUUUUUGUGAGUGGUUCAGGCAGUUCCACAGAAAGCCUCCAGAGCAGUGGGUUCGAGUACUCCGUGUGCUUCCUGCCUCCCCUCGUGCUGAAUUUUGAGCUCCCACCUGACUACCCAUCGACGUCCCCACCAGUGUUCACCCUCAGUGGGAAAUGGCUCUCCCAGGCCCAGCUCAGCGCUCUUUGCAAACACUUGGACAAUGUGUGGGAAGAGAAUCGAGGCUGUGUGGUCCUGUUUGCCUGGAUGCAGUUUCUGAAGGAAGAAACACUGAGUUACCUGAAUAUUUCAUCCCCAUAUGAGCUAAAAAUGUGCCCUCAAGGGAAAGCACAGAACCGGACGCAGUUGGGGCCUCUCGAUGCUGGGAAGGACUGUGGGGGUGCAGCAGGCUCUGCCACAGCUGAGGAGGAAAUCAUGGAUGCCAGAGCUGUGCAGGACGUGGAGUCCUUGUCAAGUCUCAUCAGGGAAAUCUUGGACUUUGACCAGGCCCAGAGGAGAAAGUGCUUUAACAGUAAGAUGUAUUUGUGCAAUAUCUGCUUCUGUGAGAAGCUGGGCAGCGAGUGCAUGCACUUCACCGACUGCAGCCACGUGUACUGCAAAGCCUGCCUGAAGGACUACUUUGAGAUUCAAAUCAGGGACGGGCAGGUCCACUGCCUCAACUGCCCCGAGCCCAAGUGUUCUUCUGUCGCCACUCCUGGCCAGGUGAAGGAGCUGGUUGGAGAGGAGCUGUUUGCCCGCUAUGACCGACUGCUCCUGCAGUCCAGCCUGGACCUGAUGGCCGAUGUGGUUUAUUGCCCCCGCCCGGGCUGCCAGACCCCCGUGAUGCAGGAGCCCGGCUGCACCAUGGGCAUCUGCUCCUGCUGCAACUACGCCUUCUGCACCCUCUGCAAGAUGACCUACCACGGGGUGUCUCCGUGCAAAGUCACUGCAGAGAAAUUAAUGGAUUUACGAAACAGCUAUUUGGAAGCAGACGAGGCAACUAAAAGAUUUUUGGAACAGCGCUAUGGCAAGCGAGUGAUUCAGAAAGCCCUCGAGGAGAUGGAAAGUAAGGAAUGGCUGGAAAAGAACUCCAAGUCUUGUCCUUGCUGUGGAACUCAUAUAGAGAAGCUCGAUGGCUGUAACAAAAUGACGUGCACAGGGUGCAUGCAGUACUUCUGCUGGAUCUGCAUGGGCUCUCUGUCCAGGGCCAACCCCUACCGGCACUUCAAUGACCCUUCUUCCCCCUGCUUUAACAGAUUGUUUCAAGCCAUGCACAUUGAUGAUGGGGAGUUCUGGGAAGUUGAAGAUGAUGACCAGUAGCUUUCUCCAGCAACAAAAGGUGAACAAACCAGAGACAGA
Empidonax traillii (willow flycatcher) is the source of this 1919-nucleotide messenger RNA. RefSeq names its product ring finger protein 14 (gene RNF14). The transcript is spliced from 8 exons. The coding region runs from base 444 to 1880 and encodes 478 amino acids. The record is from RefSeq and is a predicted model, not a curated record. Lineage: Eukaryota; Metazoa; Chordata; Aves; Passeriformes; Tyrannidae. Gene Ontology annotation, molecular function: ubiquitin protein ligase activity; zinc ion binding; ubiquitin conjugating enzyme binding. Gene Ontology annotation, cellular component: cytoplasm; ubiquitin ligase complex. Gene Ontology annotation, biological process: ubiquitin-dependent protein catabolic process; protein polyubiquitination; positive regulation of proteasomal ubiquitin-dependent protein catabolic process.